AUACAAUAUCAAAUCAAAUCAAAAGCUUGAAUUUUUUUGUACCUUGAUUAAUUAAGCAAGAAAUCUGUACAUCGAGCUUCACUUGCUAUACACUUUAAUAAUAUGUCGGAUUUCCUUUCUAAGGGAAUUGAUCUUGUGCAAAAGGCUAUUGAUGCUGAUACCGCUACUAGAUAUGAAGAAGCUUACAAACUUUAUUACAAUGGUCUUGAUUAUCUUAUGUUAGCAAUUAAAUAUGAAAAGAAUCAAAACUCUAAAGAUCUUAUUAAAUCCAAGUUUACGGAAUAUUUGACUCGUGCUGAACAAUUGAAAGACCAUUUGGAAAAGAAACUGGGUAAUAAUGGAGGUGGCGAUAAUUCUGCUCUGUCAGGAUCAACAAAGGCCAGAAAGCAAGGUGAUGGCAAGGAUGACGACAGUGACGAUGCAGACACCAAAAAGCUUCGUGGAGCGCUUGCAGGUGCCAUUUUACUGGAAAAGCCAAACGUUAGUUGGGAUGAUAUUGCAGGGUUAGAACAAGCUAAGGAAGCCCUCAAAGAAGCAGUUAUUCUUCCAGUGAAAUUCCCUCAAUUGUUUGUAGGAAAUCGUAAACCUACUCUGGGUAUUCUCUUGUAUGGGCCACCUGGUACUGGUAAGUCCUAUUUGGCGAAGGCAGUGGCCACUGAAGCAAAUUCGACCUUUUUCUCAGUAAGUUCCUCAGAUCUUGUCUCUAAAUGGAUGGGUGAAUCUGAGAGAUUGGUGAAACAAUUAUUCACCAUGGCAAGAGAAAGUAAACCUUCUAUUAUCUUCAUUGAUGAAGUUGACGCCUUAUGUGGACCAAGAGGCGAGGGAGAAAGUGAAGCUCUGAGAAGAAUUAAGACUGAACUUUUAGUUCAAAUGAAUGGUGUAGGUAAUGAUGCUAGUGGAGUGUUAGUGUUGGGAGCCACAAAUAUUCCAUGGCAAUUAGAUGCUGCUAUAAGAAGAAGAUUUGAAAGAAGAAUUUAUAUUGCAUUACCAGGAGUGGAAGCAAGAACUCGAAUGUUUGAAAUAAACAUUGGGGAUGUUCCUUGUGAAUGUACCCCACAAGAUUAUAACACAUUGGCAGGUAUGACAGAUGGAUACUCUGGUCAUGAUAUAGCGGUUGUUGUUAGAGAUGCUCUUAUGCAACCAAUCCGUAAAAUUCAACAAGCCACUCAUUUCAAACCAGUGUUGAGUGAUGAUGGGAAGGAAAAACUUUUACCGUGCUCCCCAGGUGAUGAAGGUGCAAGAGAGAUGAGUUGGCAAGAUAUUGGCACUGAUGAACUUCAAGAACCAGAUUUGACCAUCAAAGAUUUUAUCAAGUCCAUUAAAAAUAAUAGACCUACCGUUAACGAAGCAGAUAUCGAAAACCAUAUUAAGUUUACAACUGACUUUGGACAGGAGGGUAAUUAG
[Candida] anglica is the source of this 1404-nucleotide messenger RNA. NCBI's taxonomy places the organism in Eukaryota, Fungi, Ascomycota, Pichiomycetes, Serinales, Debaryomycetaceae. The record is from the annotation of a GenBank genome assembly.